Nyctereutes procyonoides (raccoon dog) is the source of this 2374-nucleotide messenger RNA. It is a transcript of the gene SLC6A9, whose product is annotated as solute carrier family 6 member 9. Gene Ontology annotation, molecular function: glycine:sodium symporter activity. The transcript is spliced from 14 exons. Gene Ontology annotation, biological process: sodium ion transmembrane transport; neurotransmitter transport; glycine import across plasma membrane. The record is from RefSeq and is a predicted model, not a curated record. Gene Ontology annotation, cellular component: plasma membrane. Lineage: Eukaryota; Metazoa; Chordata; Mammalia; Carnivora; Canidae. The coding region runs from base 269 to 2167 and encodes 632 amino acids.
GCCCCCGCCUCCCCGAAACCAAAACACAACAAGCUCCGGAGGAGCCUCGAGCGGCGCGGCGGGGCGGGCGGACUCGCGGCGGCUCUGAGCCUCGGGAGGCUGAUGCAACUUUCCGUUUAAGAAAGCCACCUGGGCGCACCGCGGUGCGGACCCAGCGCGCCCGGCCGGGGGCUGCAGCAUGAUCUUGAGAUCUGUGGUCUGAAAGGUGCUGGAAGCGGAGCCUGUGAGUGCGGUCCAGGACUCCGGAGUCCCCCAGCCUGCUGCUGCCAUGGUAGGAAAAGGUGCCAAAGGGAUGCUGAAUGGUGCUGUGCCCAGCGAGGCCACCAAGAGGGACCAGAACCUCAAACGGGGCAACUGGGGCAACCAGAUCGAGUUUGUACUGACGAGCGUGGGCUAUGCCGUGGGCCUGGGCAAUGUUUGGCGCUUCCCAUACCUCUGCUAUCGCAACGGGGGAGGCGCCUUCAUGUUUCCCUACUUCAUCAUGCUGAUAUUCUGUGGGAUCCCUCUCUUCUUCAUGGAGCUCUCCUUUGGCCAGUUUGCAAGUCAAGGCUGCCUGGGGGUCUGGAGGAUCAGCCCCAUGUUCAAAGGUGUGGGCUACGGCAUGAUGGUGGUGUCCACGUACAUCGGCAUCUACUACAACGUGGUCAUCUGCAUCGCCUUCUACUACUUCUUCUCGUCCAUGACGCACGUGCUGCCCUGGGCCUACUGCAAUAACCCCUGGAACACGCCCGACUGCGCUGGGGUGCUGGAUGCCUCCAACCUCACCAACGGCUCCCGGCCUGCUGCCCUGCCCAGCAACCUUUCCCACCUGCUCAACCACUCCCUCCAGAGGACCAGCCCCAGCGAGGAGUACUGGAGGCUCUACGUGCUCAAGCUCUCAGAUGACAUCGGGAACUUUGGGGAGGUGCGACUGCCCCUCCUCGGCUGCCUCGGUGUCUCUUGGGUGGUAGUCUUCCUCUGCCUCAUCCGGGGGGUCAAGUCUUCAGGGAAAGUGGUGUACUUCACGGCCACCUUCCCCUACGUGGUGCUGACCAUCCUGUUCGUCCGAGGUGUGACCCUGGAUGGAGCCUUCACAGGCAUCAUGUACUACCUGACCCCGCAGUGGGACAAGAUCCUGGAGGCCAAGGUGUGGGGCGAUGCUGCCUCCCAGAUAUUUUACUCGCUGGGCUGCGCGUGGGGGGGCCUCAUCACCAUGGCUUCCUACAACAAGUUCCACAACAACUGCUACCGGGACAGCAUUAUCAUCAGCAUCACUAACUGUGCCACCAGCGUCUAUGCGGGCUUUGUCAUCUUCUCCAUCCUGGGCUUCAUGGCCAACCACCUGGGCGUGGACGUGUCUCGCGUGGCUGACCACGGCCCGGGCCUGGCCUUCGUGGCUUAUCCCGAGGCCCUCACGCUGCUGCCCAUCUCCCCACUCUGGUCCCUGCUCUUCUUCUUCAUGCUCAUCUUGCUGGGGCUGGGCACUCAGUUCUGUCUCCUGGAGACACUGGUCACGGCCAUUGUGGACGAAGUGGGAAAUGAGUGGAUCCUGCAGAAAAAGACCUACGUGACCCUGGGUGUGGCUGUGGCUGGCUUCCUGCUGGGUGUCCCCCUCACCAGCCAGGCAGGCAUCUACUGGCUGCUCUUGAUGGAUAACUACGCAGCCAGCUUCUCCCUGGUCAUCAUCUCCUGCAUCAUGUGCGUGUCCAUCAUGUACAUCUACGGGCACCGCAACUACUUCCAGGACAUCCAGAUGAUGCUGGGGUUCCCGCCGCCCCUCUUCUUCCAGAUUUGCUGGCGCUUUGUCUCUCCAGCCAUCAUCUUUUUCAUUCUUAUCUUCACGGUGAUCCAGUACCAGCCAAUCACCUACAACCACUACCAGUACCCGGGCUGGGCUGUGGCCAUCGGCUUCCUUAUGGCUCUGUCGUCUGUCAUUUGCAUCCCUCUCUAUGCCCUGUUCCAGCUCUGCUGCACAGAUGGGGACACCCUCCUCCAGCGUUUGAAAAAUGCCACAAAGCCAAGCAGAGACUGGGGCCCUGCCCUCCUGGAGCACCAGACUGGGCGCUAUGCCCCCACCAUACUGCCGUCUCCCGAAGAUGGUCUUGAGGUCCAGCCGCUGCACCCGGACAAGGCCCAGCUCCCCAUGGUGGGCAGCAAUGGGAGCCGUCUGCAGGACUCCCGGAUUUGAGCACAGCUGGCCCUGGGAGUGCCCGCCCCGCCGGUGCUCCCACCACAGAGACUGGGGAGGCAGGUGACGGGUGUCGCCACCUGCCCCUGCCACGCCCUGGCUAGGGUGGCUGCUGUCCCCUUGGUUGCCACUGGUAGCGUGGUCAUUUGUGCUCGUGUCCCCAGUGUUUACAGGUCCUUUGGAUGCCAAGAUGGCAGCUGGGGAUGG